Messenger RNA from Venustampulla echinocandica, 1893 nucleotides. Its product is annotated as Glutamyl-tRNA synthetase. Lineage: Eukaryota; Fungi; Ascomycota; Leotiomycetes; Helotiales; Pleuroascaceae. The record is from RefSeq and is a predicted model, not a curated record. The transcript is spliced from 6 exons. Bases 1 to 1893 code for a protein of 630 amino acids. Gene Ontology annotation, biological process: glutamyl-tRNA aminoacylation. Gene Ontology annotation, molecular function: zinc ion binding; glutamate-tRNA ligase activity; ATP binding.
AUGGUAGCAACUGUACGGCUGCUGUUGUCAUCGGCGAAUAGAACUAGGGCAUCACGGUGGAUUUGCCAUUCUUGUCGUGGCAUCAAACAUGCAUCGACAUCCACGGGCAAAUCUGCCCUUUCCGAUGCCUCGGGGGACCUCCGAAAUCUGGGGCCGGCUCGAACACGCUUUGCCCCCUCUCCAACUGGAUCUCUCCAUCUGGGGUCUUUAAGGACCGCGCUAUUUAAUUAUCUAAUAGCGAAAGCAACUGGUGGCCAAUUUCUCCUAAGAAUUGAGGAUACCGAUCAGAAACGGACAAUACCGGGGGCCGAAGAGAAAUUAUUCAAUGAUCUAGAAUGGGCUUGUAUUCAAUGGGACGAGGGUCCAAAAGUUGGGGGGCCUUUCGGCCCCUAUAAACAGUCAGAAAGAACUGAAAUAUACCGGAAAAGUUCCGAUGAAUUAUUGCGCUCUGGAGCUGCCUACAGAUGUUUCUGCUCACCUGAGCGUCUUCAUGAACUCGCCGAAUAUCGGAAUAAAUUAGGACACGCUCCUGACUAUGAUAGAAAAUGUACUCACAUACCCAAAGAAGAGUCAGAUGAUCGAGCUGCGAAAGGAGAAACCCACGUUGUGAGGCUGAAAAUGCCGGAUGUUGAUGAAGGUUAUACCGAUUUGGUUUAUGGUUUUGUCUGGCGACGGAGUGAUCCCAAGCUGAAAGCUCGCUUUUCAACUCUUGGAUCAUUUGAUGAUCCAAUAUUGCUCAAGACAGAUGGUUUCCCAACCUAUCACCUUGCAAAUGUUGUUGACGAUCAUCUUAUGGAGAUCAGUCACGUUAUCCGCGGCUCGGAAUGGAUGUCAUCUACGCCAAAACAUAUUGCUCUCUAUAAAGCGUUUGGAUGGCAACCCCCAGCAUUCGCCCAUGUGAGUCUACUUGUUGACACCAAUAAGCAGAAGCUCAGCAAACGAACUGGGUCCGUGGACAUAGGGGCGUGGCGGGAUAUGGGCAUCUUUCCAGAGACUCUAGCUAAUUUCGUUGCUCUCCUUGGAUGGUCUCAUAGAAAUGACAAAGAUAUCAUGGGCAUGGAAGACCUUAUAAGAAGCGCUAGCAUGAAGUUUACCAAAGGAGACACGAUCGUAUCAUUUGAGAAGCUCUGGUUCCUCCAGAAGCACCACGCUCAGCGCUACGCCCCCAUGGCCAAACUAUCCGGCCCCAUUGACCCACGCCAUGACCUUAAUAAGUUAGCCGUUCUUCCAUGCAUCAAGCUGCUUGAAACUCAUAAAGCUGGGCAGAAGCCCUCUUUCUAUGAGUCACUCCCAGCAGGGGAACGGAGAGAGGAUUUUGUGCGCUCUUUGCUAUGCCAAGAUGCAAGAAACUACACUACGCCCAUAGACUUCGUCAACCGCAAUGAAUAUUUUUUCAUCGCACCAUCUAAAGAGGAUCUUGUAGGAAGUCUAUCUGCUUUAGAGUUGCAUGGCUUGCCAGGCGGGACAUCACCUCAGGUUAGCCCAGAGUUGUUGGACGAGUUCGACAGAUUUGCUCAAAUCGAGAGCUCCAAAUGGGAUACCACUCUAGAGAUCAAAGUCAUGACGCACAAUAUUGUUGACGGAGCGUCGUCAAAGAGUGCCGCUGAGCUGGGGGGAGAAGAGCAAUCAACGGAACUAGCCAUUGCUUGCCGGAAACGCUGGUCUACCCUGGUUCAUAAGUACAUCCGUUGGGCGCUCGCUAGUGGGAAGCCGGGUCCGAACAGUGCGAUGACGAUGGGUAUCUUGGGGAAGGAAGAGACAAUGAGAAGGUUGGCUGCCGCGAAGGAGAUUAUACUAAGUGCAGAAGAACAUGUUGGUACACAGGAUGUGGAUUCUGGGAGCUCGUCACCCAAACAGCAUGCUACGGCUCAGGGGCCCGCCAUGUCUGAGUGA